Molecule: messenger RNA, 2202 nt
Organism: Trichechus manatus latirostris (Florida manatee)
Lineage: Eukaryota; Metazoa; Chordata; Mammalia; Sirenia; Trichechidae
Gene: PSAT1
Product: phosphoserine aminotransferase 1
Exons: 9
Coding region: 86-1198 (370 amino acids)
Biological process (GO): L-serine biosynthetic process
Cellular component (GO): cytoplasm
Molecular function (GO): O-phospho-L-serine:2-oxoglutarate transaminase activity; pyridoxal phosphate binding
Source: RefSeq, a predicted model, not a curated record
GCAGAAGAACGCCGCGGCUGUCAGGUUUCGUGCGCUGCCCACGCGAUCCGUCCUCCUAGCUGACUUGCUGCCGGUCUGCCGCACUAUGGAUGCCCCGAAGCAGGUGGUCAACUUCGGGCCCGGGCCCGCCAAGCUGCCGCACUCGGUGCUGUUGGAGAUACAAAAAGAAUUAUUAGACUACAGAGGAGUUGGGAUCAGUGUUCUUGAAAUGAGCCACAGAUCAUCAGAUUUUGCUAAGAUUAUUAACACCACAGAGAAUCUUGUGCGGGAAUUAUUAGCCGUUCCAGACAACUACAAGGUGAUUUUUGUGCAAGGAGGUGGGUCUGGCCAGUUCAGUGCCGUCCCCUUAAACCUGAUUGGCCUGAAAGCGGGAAGGUGUGCUGACUAUGUGGUGACAGGAGCUUGGUCGGCUAAGGCUGCAGAAGAAGCCAAGAAGUUUGGGACUGUAAAUAUCGUCCACCCCAAACUUGGGAGCUAUACGAAAAUUCCAGAUCCAAGCACCUGGAACCUCAACCUGGAUGCGUCUUAUGUAUAUUACUGUGCAAACGAGACUGUGCAUGGAGUGGAGUUCGAUUUUAUACCUGAUGUCAAAGGAGCAGUGUUGGUUUGUGACAUGUCCUCAAACUUCCUAUCCAAGCCAGUGGAUGUUUCCAAGUUUGGUGUGAUUUUUGCUGGUGCUCAGAAGAACGCAGGCUCUGCUGGGGUCACAGUGGUGAUCAUUCGUGAUGACCUGCUGGGGUUCGCUCUCCGGGAAUGCCCCUCCAUCUUGGAAUACAAAGUGCAAGCUGGAAACAACUCCUUGUACAACACGCCGCCGUGCUUCAGCAUCUAUGUCAUGGGCGUGGUCCUGGAGUGGGUUAAGAACAAUGGCGGUGCAACAGCCAUGGAGAAGCUUAACUCCAUCAAAUCUCAAAUGAUUUAUGAUGUCAUUGAUAACUCUCAAGGAUUCUAUGUAUGUCCUGUGGAGCCCCAGAGUAGAAGCAAGAUGAAUAUUCCAUUCCGCAUUGGCAAUGCCAAAGGAGACGAUGCUCUAGAAAAAAGAUUUGUCGAUAAAGCUCUUGAACUCAACAUGAUUUCCUUGAAAGGGCACAGGUCUGUGGGAGGCAUCCGCGCCUCUCUGUAUAAUGCCGUCACCAUUGAAGAUGCUCAGAAGCUGGCAGACUUCAUGAAAAAUUUUUUGGAGAUGCAUCAGCUGUGAACACAUCCUAACCAACGUAUACUCUGUCGUUGAACAACGUACGAAAUUUAAAAUGACGAAGGAAUGACUACCAAAAUUUAACACAGUGUUUUUCUCGAAUGAACACGCUUAAUAUAGAUUUUUCCUUUCUCAAAACACAACAGCAAAACAUCAAGAGCUCUGAAGAGCUGAUGGGACUUAACGGCCACUUUAACUCUGACUUGAACUGGAAGCAUUGUUUUAAAUCUUCUGUUGUUUUUCUAACUAAUUCAAGCUUAUUUUGUCUUUGCUGCUACUUUUUCUAGCUAGAUCUCAGUAUUCAAACUUGCCUGUGGACUGAAUUCUGCAAAUUGCAGUUAAUUGUUUCUGGAGACACACAGACUCACAGUAUGGAGGGUGAGUGGGACCCCCUAGGUGCUGAAUCUAGAUCUUUUCCAAAAUGACACCAGUGGGAUCUCCUGGGUUCAGCAGUUAGUAAGACUGACCAUUUGGUGAACAUUUGGGACUUCUAGGCAAAGAGAAAACUAUAGGUGUUUCUUUAUACUGUUACUCUUAUAAAGAGAUAAAAGUGGCAUACUGUACUUUAUAUAGUAAAGCCUGUUUUUAAUACCAUAGAGUUUCUAUCUCUAUGCAUUUAUAUUUCUAGUAAUGUGGUUCUCGGUGAUAUGGAGAAACUUUUAGAAUUUGUUCGAAUCCUUGACCUUGUGCAUUAUAACAUUACAUUAGCAACAGUUGUGCCCCUUUUACAAGCUGCUUCAAAAGUGCUGUUCUAUUACUCUCUUUUCAUUAGCUAGAAGAGAGGGUUUUUCGGUUGGUGUGCUGUUUGUUUUUUAGUAAUGCCUUCAAACUAAAAAUCUCUGUUAAACUCCCUUCUCCUUUGUUCACUUGACUGUUUUCUUUAUUGUGUUUGACCAGAGUGAUACUGUGAUUUCCAGAAGAAUCUCUGCUCAAGAGUCUCUUCCCCUCUUGUUUAUCCAUUGUCAGUAAUUUAUGUUGAACGUCUGAAGAACAUUAAAGUACUAAAA